Messenger RNA from Aedes albopictus (Asian tiger mosquito), 1676 nucleotides. RefSeq names its product probable cytochrome P450 9f2. Lineage: Eukaryota; Metazoa; Arthropoda; Insecta; Diptera; Culicidae. The transcript is spliced from 2 exons. Gene Ontology annotation, molecular function: monooxygenase activity; oxidoreductase activity, acting on paired donors, with incorporation or reduction of molecular oxygen; iron ion binding. The coding region runs from base 1 to 1626 and encodes 541 amino acids. The record is from RefSeq and is a predicted model, not a curated record.
AUGGAAGUGGAUCUUCUGUCGACCAUCGCCAUCGGCUGCAUAAUCCUCCUGAUAUAUCACUAUAUCAGCAAAAAGUACCAGUACUUUUUGACCAAACCGAUUCCCUGUCUCAAGCCGACCUUCCUCGUGGGUAACAUCGGCGCAACCAUCUUCCGAACCAAGGAUGUCCGGACGCACAUCUACGACAUGUACCGCGCAUAUCCCGAAUCCAAGGUCGUCGGGCUUUACGAGCUUACGAAGCCGAUGUUCAUGGUGCGCGAUCCGGAUCUGAUCAAACAGAUCACCGUCAAGGACUUCGACCACUUCAUGGACCGUUCGCUUCCAUCAAGCAGCAACCGCACCGAAUCCGAUGAGCCCGUUGAAGGUCUAUUCGCCAACUCGCUGGUAGCGUUCCGCGGUCAGAAAUGGAAGGACAUGCGAUCGACGCUGAGUCCGGCCUUUAACGGGAGCAAGAUACGGCACAUGUUCGACCUGAUCGCCGAAUGCAGCCGAUCCAUGGUGGAACACUUCCGAACGGAAGCGACCGCCGGCCGGAGAUUGGAGUACGAACUGAAGGAUGUGUUUUCGAGGUUUUGUAAUGAUGUGAUCGCGACCGUGGCGUUCGGGAUCAAGGUGGACUCGGUGCGCGAUCCUGAAACCGAGUUCUACGUGAAGGGCAAACAGCUACUCGAUUUCCAAUCGGUGAAGAUCAUCGUGAAGUUUCUGCUGUUUCAAACCGUGCCGUGGCUGAUGCGGAAACUGGAAGUGGAUUUCGCGGAUGCAGAGUUGGCGAACUAUUUCAAGGGGAUCAUAAAGGACAAUAUGAGGCAGCGCGAGGUUCAUGGUAUCGUGCGGAACGAUAUGGUACAAAUGCUGAUGGAGGUCCGGAAGGGUACUCUGAAGCACAGCAACGACGACCAAGGGUCGAAGGAUGCCGCCGGAUUCGCAACGGUCGAGGAGUCCCAUUUCGGGAAAUCGACGCACUCACGAGUCUGGACGGACAGUGAGCUGAUAUCGCAGUGCUUCAUUUUCUUCAUAGCUGGACUCGACACCGUGUCGUCCUGUUUGACCUUCUUGACGUACGAGCUGACGCUCAACCCGGACAUCCAACAGCGUCUGUACGAAGAAGUGACUGACACGGAGAAAUCCCUCGAGGGAAAACAGCUCAGCUACGAAGCCCUACAGAACAUGAAAUACCUGGAUAUGGUCGUCUCGGAAACGCUACGCAAGUGGCCCCCCACCAUAGACACGGACCGCUACUCCACCAAAGACUACCUGCUAGACGACGGCGCCGGUUUACGAGUACGCAUCGAGCAAGGCCAGUCGAUCUACAUCCCGAUAGUGGCCAUCCAAAAUGACCCCAAAUACUUCCCCAAUCCGGAGCGGUUCGAUCCGGAACGUUUCAGCGAGGAAAAUCGACCGAACAUCGUCCCGGGAACGUUCAUUCCGUUCGGAGCUGGCCCAAGGAACUGUAUCGGAUCACGGCUGGCCCUGAUGGAGGUCAAGGUUGCUGUGUACUAUCUGCUCAAGGAGUUCAGCCUGGAGCGAACCGAGCGGACGCAGGUGCCGAUCAAGUUGUCCAAGAAGGCAAUCGAUUUGCGGACGGAGAAUGGAGCUUGGGUGGAACUGAAGCCGAGGCGGUUGUAGUUUGAGGGUUUAAUUGUUUCGAGGAUUUAGAGUAAACGUACCUUGUAGUG